AGAUCAGGAAAAAGCGAAUUCCUGCAAAAAAGAAGUGCAGCCAUUAUUGUCUUGACAACGGAAGCCGUAUGCACUUCUUGUUCUGACACCCAUCACGUCCACCUGCGGAAGAAGCCCUCGGAACAUUUGCAAAUACAGCAGUGAUCACAACCCUACGCUCCGGCCUCUAAAUAAAGCUUCUUCCAGGAAAUAGAGCCAGAAGGAAGCAGUGCAUGCACGAGGAAGAGGCUGACAUCCACCAAUGAGAUGGGGCAAGUCUUCCAGCAAGACAGGUGCCCUGAACAUAACGUCAUAUCCCAGGCAGGAAGGAAGCGCGUUCCACGGACAGGCUGGGUGUACAGGAAUGUGAAACAACCGGAAAGUGUAUCAGAUCACAUGUACAGAAUGUCGAUGAUGGCUUUAACAAUCACAGACCGCAACGUCAACAGGGACAGAUGCAUGAAGUUGGCUUUGGUCCAUGACAUGGCAGAGUGUAUCGUGGGUGAUAUUGCUCCAGCAGAUAACAUCAGCAAAACGGAGAAGCAUAGAAGGGAAGAGGAGGCUAUGAAACACCUGACCGGGCUGCUACAGGAAGAUUUGAGGAAAGAAAUUUACGAACUGUGGACAGAAUACGAGCAGCAGUCGAGCCCGGAGGCCAGGCUGGUGAAGGAGCUGGACCAGCUGGAGAUGAUCCUGCAGGCCCACGAGUACGAGGAGCUGGAGCACACCCCUGGCAGGUUGCAGGAGUUUUUCGACUCCACGCAAGGCCGAUUCCACCACCCCGAAGUCCUCCAGUUGGUGAAGAGUUUGAAUGAGGAGAGAGCUGGUCAUAUAGCCACAGGGAGGAAGAGCUCUUCUGAAGGUUGCCAGACCACAGACAAUCAGUCUAACAGACCGGCUGGCACUUCUUGACCUCCAGGCCCAUCCUCCGUGUUCUUAUGUUCGUCAGUGGAAGGGAGGCCAUUUUAUUUGUUUGUUUAUGUUUUUCAUGCAGCAAGCCACUCAUAACUGCCCCACACAGUUUCAUAAUGUGGGUUCCUUUGGCCAGUCAGAGUGACUGUUGAGUAAAAAUGGCUGAAUUUGAAAACUGCUCCCCGAAUCAGCAGGAUAAUAUGAAACGUCUCAGUAUGGCAGUUCAUGUGCUACCUCCUUUUAUUUUGUAUAUAUUUUAUUGUUGCAUGGGGUCAGCAGUUCCUCUUAAGACCAGGCUGUGUGCUCUCAUUUUUGUAUACCGGUUCAAGUUAUACUCUUGUACACAAAUGUGUGUAAGUGCAGACUACCAAUGUUAGCUCUGGCAUUAACAUAUAGGCCUAUGUCAAGCAUUGUUCUGAAAUGUACUAGUAGUAUUAAACAAUGUGUGAAUAAAGAACAACAGAUCCCAAUUUACAAUUGGUAUUUUAAUAAUAUACCUGCAGAAAACAGUUCAGUAUGUCCAUACAGUGGGAAACUGUAACCGGGUAGCUAGCCACACCUUUUGUUUUUAAAAAAGCAUGAUGGGAUUGUAUGUAACAGAUCAUAACCAAUGGUCUUAAAGUGAACAUUGAAAUAAGAGGGACAGUUAAAAGACAUUUGCUCAUGAAAACAUCGAUGACGACCUGUUACCAACCACAAUUAAAACCACAGCAAAAUAGUUUUAAAACCACAGAUGAAUAAAAACAUAGAUCAAUCAAA
Molecule: messenger RNA, 1650 nt
Organism: Anguilla rostrata (American eel)
Lineage: Eukaryota; Metazoa; Chordata; Actinopteri; Anguilliformes; Anguillidae
Gene: hddc2
Product: HD domain containing 2
Exons: 7
Coding region: 247-891 (214 amino acids)
Cellular component (GO): cytoplasm
Molecular function (GO): 5'-deoxynucleotidase activity
Source: RefSeq, a predicted model, not a curated record